AUGACACUAGUAGAUAUCAACUCAUUGGAGCCACUUGCUGACCCUCUAGAACAAGCUAAAAGAGCAGCAGCAUAUAUGGCUGUUGAUCAAAACGUCCCCAAGGAUGCUAAAUUUGUAGGUAUUGGUUCAGGUUCCACUGUGGUCUAUGCAGCUGAAAGAAUUGGUCAACUCCCAAACAAAGAUCAAUUUAUCUGUAUCCCAACUAGUUUCCAAUCAAAGCAACUAAUCUUUGAUAACGACUUGAAAUUUGGUACUAUCGAUCAAUAUCUAAACGUUGACAUUACCUUUGAUGGUGCUGAUGAAGUUGAUUCUAGAUUAAAUUGUAUCAAAGGUGGUGGUGCUUGUUUAUUCCAAGAAAAGCUAGUGGCUUCAUGUUCAAAAAAAUUGGUAAUCAUUGCUGAUUACAGAAAAAAAUCUCCUCGAUACUUAGCUGAAAACUGGAGAAAGGGUAUACCGAUUGAAGUUGUUCCUAUUGCCUGGAUUAAAGUAAAAAACGAUUUGAUUAAUUUUGGUGCAAGAAGUGUUCAACUAAGACAAGGUGGUACUCAGAAAGCUGGCCCUGUUGUCACUGAUAAUGGUAAUUUUAUUAUGGAUGCUGAUUUUGGUGUAAUAGAUGGUGAUAUCAAAGUACUAAAUGAUAAAAUUAGAGGUUUGGUUGGUGUUGUUGAAACUGGCUUAUUUGUCGAUAUGGUUGAAAAGGCUUAUUUUGGAAAUAAAGAUGGUUCAGUGACUAUUCUAUUUGGUGAAAAUGUUGAAGAAACUAUUUAA
Molecule: messenger RNA, 768 nt
Organism: Ascoidea rubescens DSM 1968
Lineage: Eukaryota; Fungi; Ascomycota; Saccharomycetes; Ascoideales; Ascoideaceae
Gene: RKI1
Product: ribose-5-phosphate isomerase RKI1
Exons: 1
Coding region: 1-768 (255 amino acids)
Biological process (GO): pentose-phosphate shunt, non-oxidative branch; D-ribose metabolic process
Cellular component (GO): intracellular membrane-bounded organelle
Molecular function (GO): ribose-5-phosphate isomerase activity
Source: RefSeq, a predicted model, not a curated record